Danaus plexippus (monarch butterfly) is the source of this 537-nucleotide messenger RNA. RefSeq names its product translation machinery-associated protein 7 homolog. Lineage: Eukaryota; Metazoa; Arthropoda; Insecta; Lepidoptera; Nymphalidae. The transcript has 3 exons. Bases 124 to 318 code for a protein of 64 amino acids. The record is from RefSeq and is a predicted model, not a curated record.
CUUAGCAAAGCCAUAGACAAAAGUCAAAAUCAUUUGUCACACUUUAUAAAAACAAUAACGUCACAACGGUAGUGUGCAAGUAAAUUGGUAUUUUCUAAAUUUUCACCGUUUUAUAGUAUCAAAAUGUCAGGACGAGAGGGGGGGAAAAAGAAACCAUUGAAGGCGCCAAAGAAAACGUCAAAAGAAUUGGAUGAUGAUGAUCUUGCAUUAAAACAAAAAUUAAAAGAGCAACAAAAGGCUUUACAGGAUGCGAAGGCCAAGGCUACCCAAAAAGGACCUUUGACACAAGGUGGCAUAAAAAAAUCGGGCAAAAAGUGACAAAACAAUCCCCGUUCUGUGUAUUUAUAGGUUGGAGCUAUUUUAAGAAUCUUAAUUUUAAUUAUUUCAACUGUAUUCUGAUAAAUUUGUGUCACUAAAAUUCUUUUUACCAUACUGCAAUUAAUUUGUAACAAUAAUUAAUAACUAGCACUGCCAAGUGGUGCCUGUUUGCAUUUUAAUAUUAACACUGUUAAAAAAGGAAUAAAUGUAUUAAACUAU